UGCUGAGCUCCGAAGAUGGUUAGAGCUUUGUGGCAGAUUCCACCAAUCCGCAAACGAAGAUCAUGGCAGACUCUGAUGGGAGGUCAUUCAAGGCCAUUAUUGGAGAUAUCAGAUAUUUCUCCAAGCUUGCAACUGAUAGAAAAGAGAAUGUGUUGGCAUGGACAUGCAGGUGGAGGGCUUCACACAGAUCCAAAGGAAGGGCUGAAAGAGAUAGAUGCCAAGAAGAUUGUCAGAGCGAUGCUGUCUUAUGUGUGGCCCAAAGACAGACCAGACCUGCGAGCCAGAGUAGCCAUAUCUUUGGGGUUUUUAGCAAGUGCAAAGGCUAUGAAUAUAUUGGUUCCCUUCAUGUUUAAAUAUGCAGUAGACAACCUCAACCAGGUAUCUGGAAAUGUGCUGAACCUGAGCGAUGCGCCCAACACGGUCGCAACUGUGGCAACUGCUGUUCUCAUAGGCUAUGGCAUCUCAAGAGCUGGGGCAGCAUUAUUUAAUGAAGCUAGGAAUGCAGUAUUUGGGAAAGUGGCUCAAAAUUCAAUCCGAAGGAUAGCAAAGAAUGUUUUUCUGCAUCUUCAUAACCUGGAUUUAGCAUUCCAUCUAAGUAGGCAAACUGGAGCUCUGUCAAAAACCAUCGACAGAGGAACGAGGGGCAUCAGCUUUGUUCUCAGUGCGCUGGUAUUUAAUUUGGGACCUACCAUGUUUGAAGUGGCACUGGUCAGUGGAAUUCUGUAUUACAAAUGUGGAGCAGAGUUUGCAUUAGUUACCUUGGGGACUUUGGGAGCAUAUGCAGCCUUCACGAUAGGAAUUACACAGUGGAGGACCAAGUUUCGAAUAGAAAUGAACAAAGCAGAUAAUGAUGCAGGUAAUGCUGCAAUUGACUCACUACUGAAUUAUGAGACUGUGAAGUAUUUCAAUAACGAAAAAUAUGAGGCCCAACGGUAUGAUGGAUUCUUGAAGAUGUAUGAAAAUGCCUCAUUGAAGACUACCUCUACUUUAGCUCUCCUGAAUUUUGGACAAAGUGCUAUAUUUAGUGUCGGUUUAACGGCUAUCAUGGUACUUGCUAGUCAAGGCAUUGUUGCAGGCAGCCUGUCUGUUGGAGAUCUAGUAAUGGUGAAUGGACUGCUGUUCCAGCUUUCUCUUCCCCUGAACUUCCUGGGAACAGUGUACAGAGAGACAAGACAAGCCCUUAUCGAUAUGAAUACCUUGUUUACCCUUCUCAGUGUAGAUACCAAAAUCAAAGACAAAGAACUGGCUCCACCCCUGCAGAUCACACCACAGACGGCUACUAUCGCCUUUGAUAAUGUGCAUUUUGAAUACCUUGAGGGGCAGAAAAUCCUUGCUGGAGUGUCUUUUGAAGUUCCUGCGGGAAAGAAAGUGGCCAUUGUAGGAGGUAGUGGGUCAGGGAAAAGCACAAUUGUGAGAUUACUAUUUCGUUUCUAUGAACCCCAGAAAGGAAACAUCUAUGUUGCUGGACAGAAUAUACAAGAUGUCAGUUUGGAAAGCCUGAGAAAGGCAAUAGGAGUUGUACCUCAGGAUGCUGUUCUGUUCCAUAAUACUAUCUAUUACAAUCUGCUCUAUGGAAAUAUCAGUGCUACACCAGAAGAGGUGUAUGCGGUCGCCAAGUUUGCAGGAAUCCAUGAUGCUAUCCUUCGAAUGCCUAAUGGUUACAACACACAGGUUGGUGAACGAGGACUCAAGCUCUCUGGAGGAGAAAAGCAAAGAGUUGCAAUUGCUAGAGCAAUGUUAAAGGAACCACAUAUUUUUCUCUAUGAUGAAGCGACAUCAUCUUUAGAUUCAAUUACAGAAGAGAAUAUUCUCAGUGCUAUGAAGGAUGUGGUGAGACACCGGACGUCAGUUUUCAUUGCCCACCGCCUGUCAACAGUGGUUGAUGCAGAUGAAAUCAUUGUGCUGGAUAAGGGUAAAGUUGCAGAACGUGGUAGACAUGCAGACCUGCUUGCAAGUCCUAGCACUCUCUAUUAUGAAAUGUGGCAUACGCAGAGCAGCAAAGUACUGAACAGUCAUAAUGAUCCGAACUGGGGAGAGAGAAAUAACCAGAUGUCUAAAGAGGAGGAAAGGAAGAAACUGCAAGAAGAAAUUAUCAAUAGUGUGAAAGGCUGUGGAAACUGUUCGUGCUAAGUAUGAUUCUGGAUUAAUCUUUUCUACACAACAUAAACAGUGACAUGCGGCUCUUGUUUGGUUUUUUUAAGUCACCAUUCAAAAACCUCCUGGGUUUUGCAGUUUUUGGUUUUUACAGUUACUCUGAGGGGCGUAAUUUCAACCAAAGGAGUUGUAAUUCUGCAUCUUUACAAAACUAAAAUUCAUUGGCAUCUGUAAGAGCAAAGCUUUUUCAUAAACUUUAAAUGUCUCAACUAAGAGUGUAUUUUAUGGCAGUUUGUAGGCAUUGGUCAGAUCCCUUGGUAGAUGCUCAAGAUGGAUUAUUAAAUUGCAAACAGGCUUGUCCUUGAUUUACGUUAUUUCUGAAUGUCGUUGAUUGAUAAAUGUCAUGUUUUAAUUGGGCUAAGUUGAACUCAGUUGCUGCUGAGGAAGAUGCAGGUUGAAUUCUUGAGUGGUGGUCUAGUAGGAAAUCCUUCCUGUAAAGAAUAAGAAAAGCAUCAACAAAAUAUUCAAAGUUUUUAGUAGGAACUGAAGCACUGGAAUAAUCCACCUCAGAAAACAGCUGUGCUACUAGACCAUCAGGAAAUGUAUUCCUUCAAAAGAGAAUUCAGUGUUUUUAAGAGCUAUCAAAAAUCUAGGAUUGACAAAUGAUCAUGUCACUUCAUGGAAAGCAUGCAAAAUAUUGUCUGCAAAUAUAAAGAAUCUGAACCUUCCCUUUUAUUUAAAUGAAAAGCAGAAGUCCAAGAUCAGGAUUCUUUAUCCUCAACAUCUGCUUGAGUAGGCAAAGCAGAAUGCAGUUCUCUUUUUCACUUCAGUCAUGGCAUUAGGGAGCGGCUGGCACUCAGUAAGAACUGUCAGGAAUUUCUGUUGUCACUGGUGGGAGAAAAUGACCUGGAUAAUGUUGGAAGUGUUGCAGUCAUCUCCAGACCUCAAUAGUCAGAACUUCUUCGGUGUCAAGAAAACCUCAGUCUUUGUGAUUCCUGGGACGCUACAGGAUUGUGGCUUUAGGCCUUAUCUCUCCAGGCAUGUUGACCAUGUUUAUUUUUUACUAGCUACUCUCCUAUAAUUCCUUUUUUGCUUUUUUUUUUUUUAAAUCCUUCUCUUGGAUGCUGCAAAACAACUUAUUUUUUUCUAAGAAAUUACACCAGUGUAAUUACAUUCAUAUAAUUGUGUUAGUAAAAUUAUGCAAAAUUUCUCAGUAUGGGUACUUGCAAAGCACUGAAUUUUGAUGCUGCUUGAAGUUUAUUUCUGAAUAGUGUUUAUUCUUUUGUAUUAAGCCCUUCUUUGAAACCAAAUACAGGAACAGCAUCUUAAAGGAACUGAAACCUUUGUUAUCUUUUCUGCUAGUCACUCAUUUUCUCUCUAUUAAAAUGAUGGGGGGAAAAGAAUCUGUUAUCAAUCAGCAGUUUAAAACAAUUUUAAGAUUGUAUCAAAUGCAAAGACUCUUAUUUUCAUACUUGGAGUCCAGAAGCAAAAUGGAGCCUUAUUAAUGAAUUGACAGUUCAGAAUUCCAGUAGCUUAUCAUUUUAUUUUCACCAGGUUUUUUAUUUUAAUCUAUUUUUAGUUUCUAACAGCAGUGUGGCUGAUUUAUAAAGGUGAAGUUUUGGAAAUGUCAGAGGUCUGAAGGAAGUGUUUUUUUACUUUUUUUUUUCUUGAUGGACAGUUUCGCGUAUUGCAGGGCUUAGAUGGUCUAUUAGUUGAUUGAAGAGAGCACAGAAGCAAGCACUAGCAUCUAAACAAAGUCUGAACCCAAAGCCAUUUUAAUGCCAAAUUUGAUUGUGAAGGUAAGUUUUCAGGUGAGCAAGUGAUUAUAGAAGGCCCAUGUGUUUUGUGAUCACUGGGGAUGGAGUCUGCAAGCACACCAAGAAUUUUAGUAUUACAUGUUGGGGAUGAGGAUUGAUAUCAGAUGGUAAAUACGAGAAGUGGUCAAGGCUUUAUUUAAACUGGCAGUGGGUUUGUCACAGCUGUGAGGCUAUUGCCUGUCCCUGCCAUCACUUUUUAUGCCAGCCCAUGUGCUGCCGCUCGUGAGACGUUAAGCAGAGCUCUUAACAAAGGUGUUUCCUGAGAGAGGAUGGUAUCACAGAGUACUUGUUGGGAAGAGUUUUGCAGUGAGAUUUGGAGAUAUCUGAAAACUUCCUGGCUUUGAGUGAUGUGCUUGUCUGUCUGCUUUUAAGGCACAGGUUACAAAAAUGUGUUUUCCCAUUGUAAAUUUGCUAACAGCGCACAAGAAAUGGAAGAAAAAAACCCCUACUGGUUUAAAAAAAAAAAAAAGUUCCUCCUGAUUGCCUUCCCAAGUUAAAUGGCAGAAAAACUCAUAGAGCUGUAAAUGAGCGAAUGAGGAUUCUCGGGCAUUGGCAAUUUUGCACAAUCCUAUCAGAGGGAUGCUGGAGUAAAACAGUGAGUGACCUGCAUCUUGUGAGCAGUGGGAUCGGGGAGGUGGUAGCAGUACUUUGUGGACCUAUGCUAGAAGGUAAAACUUCUGCUCAGACCUCUUUGUUUAGGAUUUUCAUUCAUGUACAAUGGCUCCAAAAUGUCACCAUUCUAAGCAGGCAUUUAGAACACAAUGGUGGGAGAGUCCUGGCUUUGGAGGCUGACUGUAGUUCUCUGACUGUCAAGAUGGCAUAUGAUAUUUCUUUAAAAAGCUUUACAAUUUCUACAGGAAAUGGAUACAACCUCUGAACUUUGGUAAUCCCGCUUUUCUGUCACCCUUUUUCUGUCACUUGGAACAUUGCUUUUCUAAAUAGAAGCUUUUCAAGUUCUUGAAAUGUUCCCAGACUUCCAGAUGUUUUGUUUUUCAAAAUUUAAGUUGCCUUCUCCCACUGUAAGAUCUUCAUUUGUGUUUUUAGAGUGAAAAAAAAAAAAGUUUUUUCAUCUUUUUUUCCCGCAUUUCUUUCAGAAAGAGAGAAUGUUUGUGUAAAAUUGGGCAUAAAAACAAACUGCUUUUGCAGUGGAUAAUCGUCUAUUAACUAUAAACUUACCAAUUUCAUUUGAAUUCCUGUGCUUGAGCUUCUAAGGACAAUACUCUUUUUGGCUAUUCUUACUCCAGGUGAGCAAGCUAAUUAAUGGUUGGUGGAGAGGUAAUUUUGUUUUGGUUGUCCGAAAUGGAGAUUCAUAACUCCUGGCAGAUGAUCCCUCAGUUUCUUCUCAACAGUGCUAUUAUAUGGAUUAGUAGUUACCAAAUCUCUUAAAAUUUAGUUUUUAAAUUAUGUUUAAAUCUCCUUUUGGAACAGGAGUGUAAAAUAGAUAUUGUACAGUAAGCUGAUACAUAUGCAAAAAGAACUAGCUUAAGAUCAUAUGGUGUAAAAAUCCUGAUGGAAGACUUCUUACCUUGACUCCUGUUGUUUGUCUGUGUGUAGAUAAUUGUUAUUGAAUAAAGGAUUUAUCUUUGUGAAUAGAAA
Messenger RNA from Centrocercus urophasianus (Greater sage-grouse), 5507 nucleotides. RefSeq names its product ATP binding cassette subfamily B member 7 (gene ABCB7). NCBI's taxonomy places the organism in Eukaryota, Metazoa, Chordata, Aves, Galliformes, Phasianidae. The record is from RefSeq and is a predicted model, not a curated record. Gene Ontology annotation, cellular component: mitochondrial inner membrane. The transcript is spliced from 16 exons. The coding region runs from base 16 to 2130 and encodes 704 amino acids. Gene Ontology annotation, molecular function: ATP hydrolysis activity; ATP binding; ABC-type transporter activity. Gene Ontology annotation, biological process: transmembrane transport; intracellular iron ion homeostasis.